AUGACUUUGGAAAGCCAUUGUAUUCACUCUGUUAUCCACUGGACUCGAACCGUGAGCCUGCUGUUAUCUAUUGCUGUGAUUGUAUUAUCCUUACACAUAUAUCAUCGCAGCUCUGUCACUAUAUUAGCGUUAUCAGAGAAAGAAUUCUCUCGAUCCAUAGGAGUAGGCAGCAGCGGCGAUGAGGUGGUCGAGUCGCCAACAAGCGCCAUCCACGGAAAUGCACAACCCUUUUUUUUGGAUAUGAUAUACGGUAAAAAACUAAUUGCAAGCUUAGUCGCAGCACAAGCAUCGAUUUUCUGUCCGUUACUUUUAAUGAUGAAUAGCAGUCGCAUUGCCAGAAAACGAAACAGUACCAGCCAGAAGAGCCCAUCCUCCAUAUCACUCACAUCGACAUCUUUGUUCAUUAACAGUUUCCUACCUAUACCCUAUCGUCCCCUUGAACAGACAAAACAAUAUACUGACAUAGAACAAGUUGGAUUCACAGCAACAGCAGCCAGGAGUACUAGGUUUUAUUGUCGCUAUCUUUUGGAGCAAACAUGUCAAUUUCUCAUGCCAUUAGGGCUUGCCAUGUGUUGGAUAUUCAGCAUCCUUUAUGAUAGAAAGUCGGACCAGUUAUUGAUGGCAGCAGCAGCAGCAACAACAACAUUAAAAGCACAAACCAGCAACAGUAUGAUGAACGAUGAUACUCUUAGUUACUACUACUUACCAACAACACCCAUCACCCUCCAUAGCCCACUACUGAAAAAAAAUGACCUCUUAGAUGUUGAUUCCUUUCUGUACGGUUUAAAGUAUAGUAUUAUUACCACUUUAUUAUUCGAAAUGUGGUCCCUGUGGUUCUCCACAGGACGCUAUCUUAUCUCUGCAUGGCUUUUCAAACAAACCAACGUUGACAAACAACACAAUCAAGGAUCCAUCAAAUUACCUGAAGAUGAUGAGGAGCAUCCAACUCACAUCAUCUGUCAAAUAGAAGGUCUUGAACGAACUCUCUCAUCAUAA
Messenger RNA from Mycotypha africana, 996 nucleotides. RefSeq lists its product as uncharacterized. The transcript has a single exon. NCBI's taxonomy places the organism in Eukaryota, Fungi, Mucoromycota, Mucoromycetes, Mucorales, Mycotyphaceae. The record is from RefSeq and is a predicted model, not a curated record. Bases 1 to 996 code for a protein of 331 amino acids.